CGCGUGUGCUUGGUAAACAGCAGCAGCAGCUACUACGUCUUUGGGUGAUGGUGGCGCUCCUCCCCUCCUCCUCGCCCCGCAGCCUCUGAACUUGGAGCGCGGCGGACGGGGGGCGACAGCGGAUGCAGGAGCGAUCGGAAGGGGACGCGAUGGCAGUAGGGAGUCUCGCGAGAAGAAGAAGGAAGGGCCGCGAAUGAGACGGGCCGGUCGCUGUCACCGUGAUGUACGUGUCGUGUGAGAAAGGGACGCGUCUGCUGAGGCCGUUUGCCGGUGGCUGAGAAAGUGAGGCCCGCAGGAGUUGGGGCCGGGCAGCGCGUGAUGCCACUUCCAGAACCCUCUCCAAAUUUUGAUACUGUGCAUGUUUGUGUGCAUAUGCGCAGAGCAAUGAUGCUGUCCCAGUCAUUAUUGAUCUUUAAAUUGGUUUAAAUCUGCAGUCAUUUAAUGAAAUUUUUGAAUCCUUCACUGAAAACAAAAAUUAAACUAUGGAUGGUCCUAGCAGGGUCCGAAGCAGUCAAAGGAAGACUAGAAUAUCAAUGAAGAAGAGCUUUAGUGAAUGUGCACUGCCUCCCAUGAAGGUAUUCUUGCAGAGUCAAAAAGAAUUAUGCACAGUGUCAACAGAGGAGUUGAAGGAGGAGCAAGACAAUUUCAAUGAGGUCACAUUUCUGUGUUUUGCUGAUGAGACUGCUGUUGCUCCUAAGGAAUUGGCAGCCAUGUCUAUAGAGCUCCCGGAUCUUCUGAAAUCGCUCCAUUUGUGCAGUUUAAAUGAAAAUGAAAUUCUUUUUCUAAAGGAUAUACAUAAACCAUUAAGAACUACUGAUGUCCUUAAACAAAAGAAUCAUCGAUCACGAAUACUGUGUGUGAUGAGACUGUCUCCUUCACUUCCAAGAUUCAGAGUUGAUUCUGUUUUUACUUUGCUGAGCAAGUAUACUGCUGGUAUAAGAUGUACUGUGGAAAUGUACUUGUUGCAGAAGCAUCUGUCGGACAUAUCCCACACAGAGGAGGAUGACACUAAUCACUCAGUGUCAUCAAUUGAGGAUGAUUUUGUUACUGCUUUAGAACAUUUAGAUGAAGAUGAAUCUGCAAAGAUAAACUCUGGUGAAGUUACACCUGAGAAACAUCAAGAUGCUACUUCACAGACUAUCCCUGGUCAUCAUUUAGAAUCUGUUGAUCCAAAGAUUAAUUCCCUGCGCCGGAAGUCAACUGUGAAAUCAUCUGCUUCUCUAGUUAACAUCUUGGAACUUAAGGAAUUGUCAUCGUCUGUAAAAAGUUCAGUCACAACUUCUAUUUCGGAUCCUUGGAUACAGAGAAGUUUCUUCAGGCCACACAGUUCUUCUGAUCAAAGUCUUAACCUUUUACAUAAAACAUUGUUUUCUUCCUCUCCUGCUGAAUCAUCAGAGUCAGAUUGCUCUAGCCCAAGCCCUGUUAUUUUCUUAGAUGAAGAAGGGUAUCAAAGAAGCUUAAAGGCAAAGCUUCAGCUACCAAAAAUCCCAGUAAUGAAAGAUGGUAUAGAAGAUUCAGACUCUGAAGUAAGUGAAUUUUUUGAUAGUUUUGACCAGUUUGAUGAACAAGAACAAACCCUUAAAAGCAAUUCUAAACUUGUUCAGGAUCCUGUCCUUAGUAAUCAAUCCCAAAAGAAAAUGAUUUCAUAUAAGUCAUGCUGUACAACAGCUGCAACGAAUCCUCUAAAAUUCAAGUUUGAUCGUCCCACUCUUCCAGCCAAUGUAAGAAAGCCAACUCCUCGCAAGCCAGAAUCUCCAUAUGGCAGCCUCUUGGAUGUUCCAGAUUCUCCCCGUCCUGUGAAAACAUCAGGUGAAGACAGUGGAGGAUUGUUCAGCCCUAUCAGAUCAUCUGCUUUCAGCCCAUUAGGCGGUUGUUUUUCAACAGAGUGCCUUUGUCGAGUGGGUAUCAAUAAAGAUACUAUUAACCAAAACCACAAUUUACUUUGUCACACACACUCAGAUUUUGCAAAUAAUAUUUCCAUUGAAAUCCUGGGUUCUGUCUUUAGUUCUCGUUCAUCAUUAUGUAGAUAUGCACAGGAAGCUUCCAGCAGUAAUAGGACUGGCUCAAAAGAAGACAAAGGUCACACUGCAAAGGUCAAAGGGAAAACUGCUGGGAAAGAGCUAGAUAAGAAAUGUAAAUCUAAACACAAAUCAUUAAUGGUUAAAGACCACAUCCAGAAAUUUGCAUCAGAGCUUGUUGAGAAGAGUUUUGGCAGUGCUUUUAAAGAUCUUCAGAAAGGUGUUACUUCAUGUACUAAUGCCCUCUGUCAUUUAGCUGCUAAACUGACUACUUCAGUAUUUCAAAUGGCUUUUUAUGAGAUUGGGAGGCAGCAAGCCAUUUCAUUGAAGAAGAAAGCUAUUAAUGGACUAGCAGGCUUUUUGGUGAGUGAAGCAAUAACUGGUGCUUUAAAAGAGCUACAUUCUGUGAAGCAACAAAUAUUUACCAAUACAGUUGCAAAAUUUGCAGCAGACCUUGCUGAGGAACUUAUUUUUGAGGGAAUAAUGGAAGUAUGUCAGUUUUCACACCCAUUAACACCAACAGCUUUUCAAGACUGGUCCUUCCAGUAUAAUGAUAAAGUUGUACGAUCAUAUGCCAAAGACUUGUCUGAGUCAGUUAUUCAAGAGGCUUUCAUUGAGUUAUCUCAAGUUGAUGUGACCUUUACAUCAGAAGCAGCGAUUAGUAUUUCCAUGGACAACGUAAAGUAUGUAAGUGCAGAAAGUAUGUCGGCGUCAACUCAGACCUCCAGUGCUCACUCUGAGGUUCCUGAUAAAGUUCCAGUAGCUAUGAAUCCAGUACAGGCAUUUAGAAAGGAAUAUACGGUCCAUAAAGCCUUGUUCUAUACUUCUGGCCUUGCAAGUUCAAUUCCUGUGCCCUUAGCUGGAAGCAUACUUUAUCAGCGUCGUUCUUCAUCUGAUGACAUAAAGGCAAGGAUUCAUUCAGUGUUGGAUGACAAUCAGAAAGCAUACAAAGACUCUACACUGCUGUGUUAUGCAACAAAAAAGAGACAAGAUGAAGUAACAUCUCUCAGGAGCAUUUACCUGACAGCAGAUAACAGUCCAAGUAGUGAAUCUAAGGUACAUAUUUUAUGUAAGCAAAGUGAUUUUAAGCAAGCAAAUAAUCCUGAAGUCAGUAACAUAUCAGACUUAACCACUGGAAUACCAAGCAUUAGUAAUUUUUCUGGCACAAUGGUAGAUAUGAUAGUAACAGAGGCAUAUGAAGCAGUCACCUCUUCCAAAGUUUCUAAAACUGUAGAGCAAUACACGGAUAUAUUACAAACUGAAAAAAAGCCAUAUUUGCAAUGCAUUGGUGAAGACACCUGCAAGAAUGUGUUUGCUAAUUAUUUGGCCAAGCGAAUAGUAAAACAGUCUGUAGAUGAAUCAAAAUCUGCAUGUUCCGCUACAAGUGAGAAAUUAGCAUACUGUGUGGGAUUAGGGACUAAUCAAAAAAGCAAUAGAAAAGAAUUUUCUAGUGGAAUAAAACCAUCUGAAACAACAAAGAGUGUUCCAGUAAUUGUGGGGCAGCAACAGAUGCCCCUGAACAGCUCAUCUAAAUUUCAUGUAACUCCGCUUUAUUCUAAUAGAUGUUUGCUCUCAGACUGUAAAGACUCCGAGGAAAGAAAAAAACAUGUAGCUUGCAGGACUUCUACAUGCACAUCCCCUCCUUGUUCUGCUGUAUCUUUCAUAAAGCACAUUGAAGACUUAUCAGAUUCAGAAAGUUGUUCAGUCAAAUCCUUAAGUAAUCCACUAGAAAAGCACAAAGUGUAUAAAGCAGCAGGAUGCACUGCAUUUGCUUAUGAAAGAGUUCUUGACAUGAAUACCCUCACUUCUGUGAUGUCAAACUGUGAUGAUGCAUUUCAAAGAGAAGAUAAAUCGAGCAUUAGAGAUGGGAAUGUGUGUGUAGUGCCAGACACUCCACCACCAACCCCUUUAACACCAUCCCAGGCUGGUUCUGAGUGGAAUUUAAGAAAGUUAACAAAGAAACUUAAAGGUGAACUAGCAAAGGCGUUUGCACCUGCUACACCCCCAUCCACACCUUACAGAUCAGAAAUGGAUGGAAUCUAUGAAAGUGAACAUCCCUACUUAGAAAAGGAAGAGUUUAUGUUGAAACUGAUGCGGUCUCUUUCUGAGGAAGUUGAAAGCAGUGAAGAUGAAGAGCGUUCUGAAACACAGGCAGAGAGAGUUAAAGCACCAGUAAGAACAAUAGAGUAUGCAGAUCAUCUAGCUACUCAUAUAAUUUCUGUGGCAACUGAAAUGGCUGCUUCGCAUUUAGUUGACAAAACAGUUCAAAUGGAGAAUAAACAUUUUCAGCGAAGUGUGAAAGACAAAAGAUGUGGGUAUACUGCAAUUAGAAAUGUUCCAGAAAAAACAUUAAAUUCAUUGUGGGUUUAUGCUGGUGAUACGGCUGGAAAGAUUGUUAGUGAAGCUAAGAAAAUGGUCAAAUCAAGACAUUGCAAGUUUUUGAGGGUGAAGCAAGGUAAUCAUCAGGCCGAUGGUUUUCGUUUUAAAAGAAACCAUGAUGAACAUUGGUCAAAAGGCAGGAAGCAUCCCUUGGCAGAUCAGUGGUCUAGAGAAACAGACUCUUCUGUACUUUAUUUACCUCAGAGUUCAGAAGAUCCAGGCCUCACCUCCAAAUAUCCAAGUUGUGAAAGUGUAACUGAUGAAUAUGCAGACCACAUUAUUCGGAUUCUGAAAAGAGAAGGUGGUCACAGUGAAUUAAUAAUGGAUCAAUUUGCCAGUAGGCUUGCUUACAGAUCUAUCAAAUCUGGUAUGCAGCAAGCGGCCAGGAAACUCAAGGCGAAGUAUACUAGAAAAAUAGCUCCUGCCCAAAGCUCAAAGAUAAACAGUAAGUUUGAGCUAUUUGAGACAGUAAACAAGAAUACAGAUAAAGAUAUAAAAAAACAGAAAAAAGGUUACAUUUGUCAAAUUGGAAAGCAGGGCUAUGAGAAUAAAUGCAGCAAACACAGAACUGAGUGUACAAAGUUAUUAGAUUUCUCAGAAUCCCUUGCUCAUAGUAUAACAUCUGACGUCAGAAGAAAAUUAAAAAUGUCAGCAGCUUGUUUGCCAAAAUCCUUAACUGACUCUUGUCUGUAUAAAAAAUCUAAGGUUGAUAAAGUCACUGAUCUUACGUCAUUUUCUAAAACAUUUCCGCCAUUCAGUUGCAAACAAAAGCUCUAUCAUAGCACAGGGAGUUUAAAUGAACAUACCUACAGAGACGGUAUUAUUCAUGCCAUAGAACAAUAUGCUAGGAAGGUAGUAGAUGACACUUUAGAAGUAAGCUUGGAAUCUGCUACUCUUCAGACUACCGAAAACUGGACAAAUGGAGAUAGGUCAACAUAUACAGAAAAGUUGUCUCCAUUUUCUGCAACUGCUUGUAGAUACUGCAGUAUGAAGGAGCAUCAGUACUGUACAGGGCGUUCAUCUUUGCACCUGCCUGGACAAGAACUCUAUUCUAAAGUUCAUCAGGUUCCAAAUUCAAGACUAGAAGGCAUCUGUCCAAAAUCUUACAUUCUUCCCCUGGAUAUUCCCAAAAUUCAUAUCGAUAUGGAUGAGAAAGUAGUAUUUGCUGAAAAUGUGGUUGCUACAGCUUUUGACAAAGCGGAGAGGCAGCUUAGUAACACAAGUUUGGCAGCUGAUAGUGGAAUUGGCCAAGAUGGAAUCAGCCUUGCUGAAAGCCUUACAACAGAAAUAAUGACUUCCUGUAUGACCAACAUGGGUCAGGCUGCCAACAUAAGUUCUGUGGGAAAAGAGGGAUUUAAUUCUGCCGAAUCCAUAGCCAGCCAGCAGAUGAGUCUGAGCACUGGUGAUGACAGCACUGGUAGUUGGUCUAAUCUGAGUUUUGAAGAUGAACAUCCUGAUGAGAACAGCAGCUUUCUCCACCUCAGUGAUAGUAAUGGUAACAGCAGUAGCUGGAGCAGUCUUGGUUUAGAAGGAGAUAUGUAUGAGGAGAAUUUGUCAUUUCCAACAUCAGACAGUGAAGGAACAGAAGAUAAUGAGGAAGAGCUCAAGGAUGCCACUGAAGGCUUGCGACACACAGGAAAGGCACUGCUAAUUGUAAAUGUUGACAUAGGACCAUGCAUGGUGGAUUCCCAGCUGAGAACAGCACUGCAGUGGCUUUCUGCUUCAGAAGCAGAGGUGGCUGAACUUCAUUUUUAUGAUGAUUCUCCAAACGAGUUUGUUCUUCUUUCAAAUAAAUUGCAGGAGAGAGGCUGGAAAGUGGGAGACCUCUUUCAAGCAGUGCUGAAGUACUGUGAAGUAAUGGAAAAGGCUACUGAUGGGGAGAGAGCUCUGGAAAACAAAACGUUCUUUGGAUGGCUUGAGGAUCAUGUCUGAAUACCCAAAGAUAUAUUGUGGUUUUCACUUCACACCUCCUUUGGAAGGAUGGAAAUGUAUAUCAUACACUUCAACUUGUGGAUGUACUGUUGUCUGCAUUGUGAGAAACGUUGGGGUGAAAGUAAAUGUGGCUGUGCUGUCAAGUGCUUUGUGAGGCUCUGUAUGUUUUUUGUCCAGUGCAUAUCUUCAUAAUGAGUAUCUGCAUUCAGUUUGUCCACAUAUACUUAACAGCUAUGCCUGUUGCAACAGUGUGAAUGAUGAAUUUGUCAUGUGUUAAUGAAGAAUCUUUAGCAAGCUAGGACAAAAGUUGUGUCUCCUCAGUCAAGCAUACUUUUUCCUCUAUUUCCUCACCUGCUUUUCCCCUCUCUGUUCUCUUUUUAUUAACCCCUGCAAAGUAUCCACUGAUAACUUACCACUACUAUGUUCUCCAGAGUGGGGCAGGAUUGGGGACAUAUUUAUUUCUUGUUGUGUCUCUGCUGCCUCUAAGGCACUUAGAGCAACCAGGGCAGUCUGUCUGAAAAUGUAAACAGCAUAGGACCAAAAGGAUUUAGUGGUGGUGGUUUGUUUUUGUGAUGGUGAGAGGGGGGCACUAUUUUGAAAGCUACUGUGGCUUCUAAAACAAUGGAUGUCCUUUCUUCAAAACUGAGGGAGGUGAUGGGAGGUUGUAUUUCUUGUAAAUUAACAAGCCUGUUCUCAAUUAGAGCUGAUAACUUGCUUGCCAGAAUACUGGACUGUCAUGUACCUGAAGUGUGUAUCCAUGUCUCUUUCUAGAUCAGCAUAUGCUUGGUAUAGAAUAAGAGUCAGCAACUAGUAGCCCCUUAAGGAAUGUUGCCUGAUCCACCAGUAGCCAGUGCAGGUUGCUUCUCUUUGGCUUGCCCUGCCUUGUCUUGUCGUGGUGGGACAGGGUGGAGAGGUCCAAACAUGUAACACUGGCACUCUGUGUUUGAACUCCCAAUGCUUUUGUUUGGUUUUUGCCUUCAAAAAUCAGCUAGGAGGGCUGUUUGGAUCAGUGCCUGGGUGAGAAGGAAUCCUCACCAGCACCAGCAGCUUUUUGAAGAAAAAGAAAAUACACUGGGAGUGCUGCAAACAUGGAGCAUCAUUAAGAGUAGUUUGGUCCAGAGGCCAUAGGAGUUGCAAGGGGCUGGUGGAAAAAGCCUUUCUUUUCUUUUCAAAAGGGCCAGUCAGCAAGCUGUAUGUCUCUGAGAAAGGAUUAACCUUUCAUUGUCUGUUCAAAAUAGCCCUCCAGGAAAUCUAGUUGCUAAUUAAGUAAGCAAAGAUGGAAGAACUUGACAUAUACUGUAUACUACUUAAAAGGCUGUCUGAAGGAUUAUUGACAUCUACCACUGAUGUCAGAAAAAGGGCAUAUAGACAAAAGUGAACGGCCAUUGCAAAUUUCCGGUAGCUCAAAUUCAUAGUAGCAUCUUGAUGAUUUUUAGUUACCUUCUUUUUAGAUUUCCACAAGUCUUUACAAGAGGCAUUGAACUUUUAAAAUAAUGAAAAUUACCUUUUACCAGGGACAUACAGACUGAUGGCUCCUUCAAACCAACUUCAAAAUAUUAUUUGUGGUUUUGUUUUUGGAUGCCAUCUCUGAUGCCAGUUGAAUAAUCUAUUGCUCUUCAUAUGUGCUAGUUAGGUUUGUUACCCCACUAGAGGUCCUUUCACUAUCAUCUCAUUAAUUUAAAGAGACUUCUUGAUGCCUUGCAAUGAAAUGUUGAGAAAAUGUCCAGGCUGCAAGUCAAAUGGAUAACCAUGAAGGGGCUCACAAAUUCAGAACUUUUAUCCAAGUUGCAUUCUUGAAUUCCUGUUCCCUCAAAAUAUUUUCUUGUAUCUUCAGAUACAGUUGUAUUCAUAGAAGUGCACCUAUGGUGGUUUUUUUGUUUUUUUGUUUUUUAAUGUAGUAAGUAACAAUCAGAAUUAAUAUAAACUGAUGCUGGGACCCAACCUGGUAUCUGUGGUUCUAAUUUUAAAUGUUUUGGGAUGGCGAGAGAUUAUAUACCAAUGGGACUUAACACCCUCCUGUUUCAAUGAUUGCUUUCCUUACCCCACCCUCCUGCCUGCUAUAGCAAACAAGACAACACAAUUUGCACCAUACAGCAAAUGACCUGCCGGUCCCCCCCAAAAGUAAGGUUCCCACUGCUUUUGGAACCAUCUGAUGUGAGAUACCUAGGGUUGCUAUUUUUAAACUGGCAGGGCUCUAGUGCCUUUAACAGCUGUAUGACAAACAGAAAUUCAGCAAGUCUGUCUCUCUCUUUUUUAACCCAGUAAGCAGUUGCAGAUGAUGGGGCAGUGAGAGGGAAUUUAAUCUUGCUGAAUUAUUCUGGUUAUAUACAAGAGGCUUUCUCACUGCUCUGAGUUUGUAAAGUGAUAGGUGUGAUCUCUGGAUUGGGACCUGACCAUUCAAUCUGUUAACUCAGGCUUAUACUACAAUAGAAGUUAUGUCAACUGGUAGCACUCAAAGAGUAGCUAAGAAAAAUCUGGAAUCUUUUCACACUGAAAAUGUAUUGUGACAAGGUAGAACUUAUUGCAUUGCCUCAGAAUGCCAUGUUUACAAUGCCUGCACUGUCAGAAACAUAAGAAUUAUUAAUCUAUCAAUAGUUAUGCUUUAUAAGUGAUGUCAGGAAGCAUAUCUGAUUUUUAAUUUUGGAAGUACUGCCCCAGGACCAAUGCUAUAUCUUUACUAAGUAAAUUUUAUUUUUGACCUUUCUGUUUAUAGCCCCAUUCAGAUGCAGCCAUCCCCCACCCCCACCACUCAAGGUUACAGUGCAGAAAGUGCAUAGGAAGUCCCGCCCCACCACUGUCACUCACCCCCUCUCUAGCCCUCACAGUUACAGCAGCAACUUUCUGUAGAGGGGUCCACUGUAACUGUGAGGGAAGGCGCUUCUGUAGAUCUCCCCAGGCUGCUGAUCACAGAAGUGUCUUCCCUCAUGGUUACAGCAGAUCCCUCUGCAGACUAGACUACCACUUCGGUAAUUGUGAGUGGCUGGAGAGAGGAAGUGAAUGACAGCAUGUAGGUGGGACUUCCUACCCACAUAGCCAUGUAGGACCCAAUCCAGACUGAAACCACAGCACAGAGGUAGAGUGUUCUACCCGUUUAAUUCUGCACUGUUUUCCCACUGAAAAUUGUCACCCCACCAGACUGCAGUGGACUCCAGACGACACAAUUUACUGCAAUUACACUUUCAUAGCAGCUGUGAGAAGAGCAAUUCUGAGUGUGGAUUUAAAGAAUUAUAAACACCCUCUGCUUCUGCGCCAUGGUCCAGUUUGGGCUUCAUGACCAGCGUUUUAAAAUAAAAUAAAAAAGUCUCCAUGCAUUUAAAGAGCCAUCUUCUAGUUUGGCUCUGCUUCUUGUAAACCCGGGGGAAUAGGGGGCAACGCUGUAGUACUGAUGUUGCACUCCAGCAUAUACAGAAAUAGACCCAUUUAGUUUACUCCUAGUAGGAAUAGAAGCUUUAAUGCUAUCCAGGAGCAAAGUGCUACUGACUGCUAGUUUCUCUACCAUUUCACCUUCAUUCAGAUUAUGGCAACUCACUCAGCUUUAUUUUUGAGCCGUAUUUGUACAUUCCUGUUAUAGCUGGAGUUGUCUUCUAGGCAGUUUUGUUCUGUGGUAAUGUUUGAAUAUUAUUUAAUGUCCGAGUUUAUGAUUAAUUCAUAAAGUAGAAAUGCAGUUGAUUUGAUUCAGUGGUGCGGAAUUAUGGCAAUUCACAGCCUGACUUAAUCCUGAGCAAAUAUUCUUGGAAGUAAAUUGUACUGAAAUCUGUGGAAGCUACUUUUAAUAAAAUGUGGUUAGGGUUUUGGUGCCGUCCGGCACUUAUUCAUGUGUAGUGGUGUAUAUAUAUUUGCCCCUCGAUUUAGCAUGGCUUUUAUUCUUUAAGCACCCAUGCCCCCCAUAGCUGUGAACUGUGAAAUUGGGUGUUUUCAUAGGGAAUGUGGCUGCUAAUUGGUAAAGGGCCCCACCCCAGCUACAUACCAUGAAGGUGGCUAGGCAUGGGUUCUUCAACCCUUUCCUCCACAAUAGCAGUGUACUCUGAGAGGAAGUCAAAUGACUUUCUUUGGCACCUUAAUCUGACUGGGGUUCUGUGCCUUUAAUAGCUGUUACAGAUAGAAAUUUAGCAGGUUAUGCGACAAAUGAAGUGUAUUUUCACCUGUUGACUUUCUGCCUGAAAUGCAGCUGUUACACAGAAGCCCUGCCGGGGAGCGGAAGUGGUAUUGGAGAACAGAAAGGGAGGAAAUAAUUAAACAUCCCCAACUGCCUUCCUCGUGGGGCUCUGAAUCUUGGUUCCCAUAAGUAGCCACAUACCCUCAGAUGAGGAGGAUGGCUACCAGAGGCACACAUCUGUGAGGCGGUAAGGAUUAAAGAGCUUCAGGAUCAUGUCCUCUGAGAAGGGCAGCUUGGGCAAGAAUCUUUAAUCCUUUCAAGCAGCUAUAAUGGAUUGUGAAGAAGUCCCCUCCCCUGACGAUACUGGGAAGGGUUAAAGAGCUUCAGGCCUACACUAAGGGGAGGGUAAAGCUUAGUCUGAACAGCCAGUCCAGGAGCAAGUUGGUUCAUCUUUGCAGCUGCACCACACUUUGGUUAUUAGCAUUGUAAGAUUGCUUCUCAUUCUCUGCUUGUCCUACAUGGAAAGCACAGGAAGUCACGUUUGCAUAUCUUCCCAGUACAUAGAGGCACAGCAACAUCCAUGUGUUUGUGAUAGACAUCUGUGUGGAACUACACACAGGUUCCACAUGAAUCUGUUCUGUGUAGGGAAUCCAUCACAUGCAGGGUUGCCCUUAGUAUGUCAGUUAUAAACUAAAACCAGUUUGAAUAAUUAUAGUUGUUUUAUAUAUUUACCUGUCCUAAAUGAAAACAACAUGAAGGUCUUUCACUGUGUAACAGUGACGUUUUGCUUUUAGAAAUGUGGUGAUAUGGUUAGUUCCCAGAUGUGAAUUUCAGGUUGCACUAAAUUUGUCCUCCUUUUUAGCAGUAUCUGAAAAUAAACUGAAUAAACAAA
Molecule: messenger RNA, 11317 nt
Organism: Hemicordylus capensis (graceful crag lizard)
Lineage: Eukaryota; Metazoa; Chordata; Lepidosauria; Squamata; Cordylidae
Gene: AKAP11
Product: A-kinase anchoring protein 11
Exons: 13
Coding region: 483-6329 (1948 amino acids)
Biological process (GO): intracellular protein localization
Cellular component (GO): cytoplasm
Molecular function (GO): protein kinase A binding
Source: RefSeq, a predicted model, not a curated record